Messenger RNA from Raphanus sativus (radish), 1996 nucleotides. Its product is annotated as transcription termination factor MTEF18, mitochondrial. Gene Ontology annotation, cellular component: chloroplast. Gene Ontology annotation, molecular function: double-stranded DNA binding. NCBI's taxonomy places the organism in Eukaryota, Viridiplantae, Streptophyta, Magnoliopsida, Brassicales, Brassicaceae. The coding region runs from base 177 to 1871 and encodes 564 amino acids. The record is from RefSeq and is a predicted model, not a curated record. Gene Ontology annotation, biological process: chloroplast organization; regulation of DNA-templated transcription. The transcript has a single exon.
CUCAUAUGCCUCUCCUGUCUUCUCCGGCAGGGACACACACAGCUUCUUCUGAUGAUGAUCCCUGGAGACGGCAAAUGAACUGCAGCGAGUUGAGCUCCGAGAUCACGAGAGUCGUAAGAUUCAGACUUACUGAGCUGUGAUAUACGUGUCCAUCAACAUUUGCGAACCAAAAAGCAAUGACACUUGUCCGAAACCCUAGUAGAUUCACGUCUCUUCUCAAACGUGUCUCACAACAACUCUCUGUAGAAAACCCUAGUAGAUCUUUCGCAGCCACCACGAGCGAGAAAUCCAGCGUGAGGAGGACUCGAAACGGGAUCCGAGUCACUCCCACUAUCAGAAAAAUGGCGGAGGAAGCGAUGUUAGAUUACUUCUACUCCACCAGGAGUUUGCAGUACAUGGUUGCCGAGAGCAUGAGCAAGAACAGUCCCAUCUUCAUCGAGAAUCUACUCAAGAAGGUGAACUGCGUCUCUGCUUCCGACAUCAACCAAUCCAUCACCAAACAUCUCAGGUUUCACCCCGUUAACGAGUUCGAGCCUUUCCUCGAGAGCUCAGGACUCAAGCCGAAUGAGUACACUCAUCUUAUCCCUUCCGGUGAGAUUUUCUUAAACGAGUUGUUGCUUGAGAACCACCACGUUCUGUGUUACUGUGGAGUCGACCCCAAGAAGAUUGGGAAGAUUUUCGAGGAAGCUAGGGAUGUGUUCGGUUACGAGACUGGUGUUUUGGCUUCGAAGAUCAAGGCUUAUGAGGAUUUUGGGUUUAGCAGGUUGUUUCUGUCGAAGCUUAUUGCUUGUUGUCCGAGAAUAUUGUUAGGGGAUACGGAUAUGGAACUGGUUAAAGUCAUGGAGAUGCUGGGGACCAUAGGGGUUGAUUCUGAUUGGGUGAUGAAGAACUUGUCAGAGGAGGUGUCUUACGAUUGGAGCUCUGUGCAUCGUGCUCUCACCUUGCUUAGAGGAAUCUGCAACGAUGAUGAGAAUGAGCUGGAUGUGUUGAUCAAGAACCGUCCGAGGCUCAUCUUUGAGAACUCAGGGAAAUGGACGUUGGUUCUAGCGGGAUUCGAGACCAAGCUCGGGGCAUCUAGAAGAGAACUCUACUCGUUGUUCCAGAGACUCCCUCAGAUGCAGCAAGUGGAGAGAUGCGUUUCGAAUCUAAGAAGGUGCUUUUUGUUCCUGAGAGAGAUCGAGAUGGAUGACGGUGGAAUCCGCGAGGUCUUUCGCUCUCACUCGUGGUGGAUUGGCUCGUGUACGUUGAAGAAAACGAGUAGCUUGCUGGUUAAUUUAAAGGCUUAUAAGACCAGAGUCUGCAAGGUGGUGAGAGAGAAUCCAGAGGAGAUGAUGAAAUGGACGAUGGGGUCGAAAGUGCAACCCUUACCAGCUACAGAAGUGUACUUAGACUCGAAAGCAAUGAAGACUCAGUUCUUGCUGGAUCUCGGAUACGAGGAAGACUCGGAGGAGAUGGAGAGAGCAGGGAAGAGUUUUCGCGGGAGAGGGUCUGAGCUCAGGGAGAGGUUCAACGUCCUUUUGAGUUUUGGUCUAGAUGAGGAAGAUGUUAAAGAGAUGGUGAAAGCGUCUCCUAACGUACUCACACAGGCGAGCGAUGUGCUGGAAACGAAGGUUAAGUACCUCGUGGAGGAGCUUGGUUACCCGCUUUCGACUCUGGUGGCUUUCCCUUCGUGUUUGAAGUUCACUCUUGAGCGGAUGAAGCUGAGGUUUGCCAUGUUUGCUUGGCUUAAAGCUAGAGGCAAAGCGGAUCCUAAGCUUGCGGUUAGUACUCUGCUCGCGUGCUCGGAUAAAGACUUUGCGAGGUAUUUUGUUAGCCGUCAUCCUGAUGGGCCUAAGCAUUUGGAGGAUUUGAAGAAGAAACAGCUUCUUUGAGAUUUGGUUACUAACCAUCAGCAUCUUGUGUUUGAUUAGGCCUUUUUAACAAAGCUUGUAUUAUACGAGUUUUAUUUGACAUUGAUCAUCACUCUUUCAUUUAUUGGAAAAAAUUACUUUUUGUC